Messenger RNA from Sphaeroforma arctica JP610, 4384 nucleotides. RefSeq lists its product as hypothetical. NCBI's taxonomy places the organism in Eukaryota, Ichthyosporea, Ichthyophonida. The transcript has a single exon. The record is from RefSeq and is a predicted model, not a curated record. The coding region runs from base 368 to 4384 and encodes 1338 amino acids.
CUUUUAUAUAUAAAUAUAUAUGUGUGUGUGUGUGUGUUGUCUAUACAUGUAUAUAUAGAUCAUGUAAAUAUAUAUAUCAAUAGUAGUAGGUUCUUUUUUGGUAUCUAUUCUGAGGCGACUAUAUGGAUCUAGCUUCCCACGGACUUUCCGUCACACGUAUCUAACUACUUUUGCAAUGUACGGUGAAAUAGUUGUUCAGUGACCUCAUAGCUCGAGUAUCGUUAUUUGUAGUAAAUAGUACAGCCGCAUACAAGCGAUCUCAUCGAAGAUUGAUAGUAUCGCAACGCAAUUCCAUUUGAAGAACCCUUUUCCCUGGCCUUGUUCAUACAUAGAGUGAUAGUGAGAGUAUUAAAUUGAACUAGUGAUCAUGGCGGCCCAAGGUGGAAUAGCGGACGACCUGGAAACAGAUCUAUUCCGACAAGAGCGACAAGAGCGCACCAGAUUUCGUCUGUUUAGCACCCGAGCACAAUCGAAUAGUCACACAGCGUCUCAGCCUGGUUGUCAGGGUGGCCUUGAUAACUUGGCUGAAAGUGGUCCCGUAGAGCAAGACGCUAGUCGUUGGGGGGGUUGGGCGAAGCGUCUACUACCUCGAUGGAAGAAACGGUCGCAUGCCAAACCAGAAGAACUAGACAAACUACAAGAAGGCGGGGGUGUCAAUGUGUCGUCACCACUGGGUGCGGAAACAGAUGCAUUCCUAUCAGAUAUCCCGGACACAUGGUCAAACCCGCGCCCUGUAUACUAUUUUUUGAGUGACGAGAGGAGGACUAACAGUAGAUUCUUUUCCACCGUCACGGAUCCACGGAUUGUGAGGUCUUUACGGUUGUUCCUCUUUGGCAUACCCGCAUUCUAUCUGUCUGUCUUCGACACGCCAAUUGGCAAGCCGGCGUAUCUGAUAGGCAUGGUGUUCUAUUCCGCAUCUCUUCUGGACGUGCAGGGUAUGAUGUCCAGCAUGGUGUUUGCAUUCACGGCGUUGCUGAUGGUGGCAUCGUUUGUGCUCACAUCGUUGCUGUUGAUGGCUCAGAUGGCUACGGACGGCUACGGACUUCUCAUACUGACGUAUCUGGCCAUAGUCUUCAUUUUUGGACUGGGGAUUGUGGGCCCGUUGGGGGGUCUGGGGAGAAACUUUGGCAUGUUUGCGAUUGUGACCAUAGCUAAUAUCUUCUGGCAGUUAUUCCCUAUGGCCGAAGACGGCUUCGUGGUGCUGGUACCCUGGAAUGAUGUCAUUCAGAUCAUCGAGGAAGGUGUGGUGUCAGGGUUCGACGAGCUGCUGCAGAGUGGAGGGCUAGUUGAUGUUCAGCAAAUGAUCAGCCAGCUGGCCGUCCAGAUACAGACCGCGGCGGGGACCACGGACAUCUCGUUCUUAGUUCCACCGGGGAAUGUCUUAUCCGGGUAUGAAGUCGAUGUGACCAUCAUCCAAGGCACCAGCAUCCAGCUUACUCUCGCGCCGGGUAUGUGGGUGGUCACUGCGAUAGUGUGGGGCUCACAUAACGGCAUCAUCACAUCGCUGGGGAAUGUUCUCUUGCAGGUGCUGAUAGGCUAUCUCAUCUACCUGGUUUCUUUUAUACCACCCCCGUACACAUCUCUGAUGGCCGAAGCACGCUUGGCGCAGGCGCGUGUCCUGCAAAGUAUCAUCCACCUGGUGCAACAGAACACCGCCAAGCGACAGGCGGCCUACAAAAGUACUGAGCCUGACGCGACGACCCAGAAUGCCACAGGCAAGGGUGCAGGGCCGAAUCGAACCUUAUCGGACGACGAGCGCAGAGACUUAACCCUGAGUGUGGGUCAAACCGGGCUGGAGCAGCUCGAAGGGACUGCUGCGAAGCUCAAGCUGUCAAAAAUGCUGGAGCCCACAUGGUUGUCACCCAACAUCCUCGCGCGCCCGCACGCAGCACUCAUGGACGUGAACGUCAAGCUAACAGCUCUGACCACAGAGAUUCUGCUGCAAUCGCUCGAUCUGUUAGAUCGGGGGGCCGAUAAAAGGCCUACUAAAGCCCGUGAUUUGGCCGGGCUUCUUGAAUUGCGGGGGGCGGCGUUGUCCCUGCUGGAUUUGUGCGGUCAGGGUAUAUGCCUGGUCCCGCGCAUGUACAACCGCGAGGAGGUGCAGGGGAUAGCCGAGAAAAUCAACGAAGCCGAGAGUGUUCUGAAGGCUAAGCACAAAACGUUUCAGGAAGGCUGUAAACGUCUCACCGAAACUGCUAUACGCGAAGCAGACACGGUUGUCGAGGCUGAGAGUAUUCUGAAGGAGGCAGGUGUACGCGAUACUGAGGUGAGUCUGGGUACGUUCUUCCACCCCAUAUCACUCUCCACCGCGGUCAAGGAGCUUCUGCACGAGGAGUACAACUACUCGAUCAUGCACGCGGUCAUGUCGCUUGCUUUCCUGUUGCUGGGCUUUGGUUUAGCGUCCGCUUUUAGCUGGGUGGUCCAAACUUUAAAGAUGGUCCUCCGCCUGCCCCAACUACUGCGGAAAUCCUCGUGGAUAGGGCCGGGGGCCUGGUGGGCCGAUAGGGAGGGUCACGCUGUGUUUAAGUACACGGUGUCACUCCUGAUAGUGUUCCUUAUACCGCUGUACUGGGUGCAGUACCGCACCUGGAUCUGGCCCGCGAAGGAAAACCCGAACCCCUCACUGUACUACAUCCAGACAGCCACGCCGAAUAACUUCGAGUCGUGGGUGAUGCUGACCUUUGUCAUCUGCUACUUCCCCACCUUAGAAAGCACCGUGCACAAGACCUUUGCCCGAGUUCCGGGGGCCACGCUGGGAUGCCUGACGGCCUGGCUCGUGGUGUGGUCCUCAGAUGGCAAUGGCUGGGGUAUAGUCUUCUGGCUGUGCUCGUGUCUCGCGGCGGCUGCAUACAUGGCCGCCUCAGACGGCGAUUCGGUGGUAUGGGUUAGUCCUGCCUGGGGUUAUCUCUGGAGAGCGGCCCAGAUCUCUCUGGUGGUGAUUACCAUGGACUACUGGAAAAGUCGCGAAACGCGUACUAUCGAGAACUUUGUGCUGAGCCGGUUCCUGGGGACCGUGUUAGGCGCCGCUCUGGCUAUGUUUGUAUCUGGGUUUGUGUUGCCAAUGGGCUCGGGUAUCAAUGCGAGGCUGAUGUGCAUAGAGACGUUCCGAUCAUUAUCCACUGCGCUUGUGGACGCGGUGAAUGCCUUGGCCAAACAAAGCGAGAGCGCAGCCGGGGGAGACAGUACAACUGACCUGCACGAGAAGUUAUCAGGAUCAGAAAGAGCGUCGGAUACGAAUCUUGUAGGCACGGUCGAGGGCACGGAGGCGACCGCAGGACCGAAGAAAGGGCUUUUCGCACGAUUCCGGAAGUCCAAAGGAGAAUCUGCCUCAGAUGCGGAAAUGGGAUCCGAAUCGGUCCAAAAAACCCCUAGACCUAGUAUAUUCGAGACAGCGAAAGCCGAGUUGAAAAAGGGCCAGGCACAGCUUACACGGGCGACAGACCUGCUUAAGCAGUCUGUGGUGAUGUCUGACGGACCCUUAGUGUGUACAGACGGUCGCCUGUACGAUCUUCGCCUACACCUGGCGACUCUACAACACGUUGCCGGUGCUGUGCAUAUCGCAGAGGUAGAUUUGUCCAACCUGACCGCGCCACAGGUAGAGGGGGCAAGUGAAGGAAAUAGGACAUCUGAGUACUUUGAGAGUACUGAAGCCCUAAAGAAAGACGAGGGGUCCGAAGGGACAGGUACAGUGGGUGGCGGUAUCCCUCCGGGCCUCGAACAGGAUUCGGAGAUUGGCAGCCGGUCCAAAAGUAAGAUCCUACUCCACGGUAGGCACAAGAAAGGUGCAAAACCGCAGCGAAGGUGUCCGCUUGUGUUGGACGAAGUGCGCGUGCGCGAGCUAGAGGCCAUCUUAGAACGGUGUACUAAUGAACUAACGGGUGUUCUCCUGUCCCAGUCAACCAUGGAUGUGUCUGAUUCACCGCUAGUGUCGCGCUUGAUAUUCGAUGACGAAGCGAGAGAACUACAGGAAGCGGCCCUCAGGGCAUUAUUGGCCCUGCCCACUAGCGGAUCAGGUGCGUUCCAGAUAGCGACCGAAUCAAUAGAGUCCAUGUGCUUGCGGAUACGGCACAGAGGUACAGACUGCAGUGGCAUGCAGCACGAGACCUCAACAAACGACCGCGAGUGCCAAAAAGAUGCUGAUAGCCCUAGCCAGCGAGAUUGCCUGGUCGAUUUGGUAGAGGAUAUCUACAGUAUAGAGACUCUCAAAGAAACACUCCUGGCGCUGAGCCUGUCUCGGUUUGCGGUGUUUUCAGCCCUGAUCAUUAAUGCUCUGUAUCUUCGUGAGCCGCAACUUCCGAUUCCAGUGAUGCAAAGGCUUCUGACUGUCCAAAAUUAUCAGAGUCGCCGGUUUAAGAAGCUCGAGGCUCGUGCUGCGACCGAGUGA